Messenger RNA from Lemur catta (Ring-tailed lemur), 560 nucleotides. Its product is annotated as 60S ribosomal protein L39-like. Gene Ontology annotation, molecular function: structural constituent of ribosome. Gene Ontology annotation, cellular component: cytosolic large ribosomal subunit; ribosome. Gene Ontology annotation, biological process: translation. NCBI's taxonomy places the organism in Eukaryota, Metazoa, Chordata, Mammalia, Primates, Lemuridae. The record is from RefSeq and is a predicted model, not a curated record. The coding region runs from base 317 to 472 and encodes 51 amino acids. The transcript has a single exon.
AGCAUGAUCUCAUAUACACCUAAUGAAUAUUACACCUAAUAAAUUCUAAAUAUUAAUAUUUUUUCCCAGCACACAUAGAACAUUUACCAUAGCAGAAAUAUAUGCUGAGCCAUAAAAGAAGUCUUAAAAAAUAUGGGAGGAUUGAAAUCACUGAGUAUAUUCUCUGAUCACAAUGGAAUUGAAUUUGGAGUCAGUCACAAGACAUCUAGAAAAUACCCAUCUAUUUAAAAAUUAAGCAGCACAAUUUUAAACAAUUCAUGGGUUAAAAACGGAUUCAAAAGAGAAAUUAGAGGUGUCCCGUUUACUCUCCCUCGCCAUGUCUUCUCACAAGACUUUCAGAAUCAAGAGGUUUCUGGCCAAGAAACAGAAGCAAAAUUGUCCCAUUCCCCAUUGGAUUAGUAUGAAGACUGGCAAUAAAAUCAGGUACAAUUCCAAGAGGAGACAUUGGAGAAGAACCAAGCUAGGUCUAUAAAGAUUGCACAUGAUAUAAUGGCAUGCAUAUUUAUGCUGUAUCAAGGUCACUAUCAUCUUACCAUAUCAAGCUGGAAAUGACACCAAUA